CCGCAGAAGAGGAGGAGACCGGCGGGCCCGGGAGGAGAGGCGCGGUGGGGAGCGGAGCUAUGUUAAACCCGGGGUACCGCUGAGGCGGGGCGGGCCAGGCCAGAGGCGGGGGCUCUCCGGUGGCGGGCGCGCAGGGGCCCGGCUCCCGAGGCAGCGGCGACAGGCAGGCAGGCAGCGAUUGCGGCGCGGGAAGUGGCUCCGCAGCCACUGGGCCAAUGAACAUGUCAGUGUUGACUUUGCAGGAAUAUGAAUUCGAGAAGCAGUUCAACGAGCAUGCGGCCAUCCAGUGGAUGCAGGAGAACUGGAAGAAAUCAUUCCUGUUUUCAGCUCUGUAUGCUGCCUUUAUAUUUGGUGGUCGGCACCUGAUGAACAAACGAGCAAAAUUUGAACUGAGGAAGCCACUAGUGCUCUGGUCCCUGAGCCUUGCUGUCUUCAGUAUAUUCGGUGCUGUUCGAACUGGUGCUUAUAUGCUGUACAUUUUGAUGACCAAAGGCCUGAAGCAGUCAGUGUGUGACCAGGGUUUUUACAUUGGACCUGUCAGCAAAUUCUGGGCAUAUGCAUUUGUGCUAAGCAAAGCACCCGAACUAGGUGAUACAAUAUUCAUUAUUCUUAGGAAGCAGAAGCUCAUCUUCUUGCACUGGUACCAUCACAUUACUGUGUUACUUUAUUCUUGGUAUUCCUACAAGGACAUGGUGGCUGGUGGGGGCUGGUUCAUGACCAUGAACUACGGAGUGCACGCCGUUAUGUACUCGUACUAUGCCUUGCGGGCUGCUGGCUUCAGAGUCUCACGCAAGUUUGCCAUGUUCAUCACCUUGUCGCAGAUCACUCAGAUGCUGAUCGGUUGCGUGGUCAAUUACCUGGUCUUCUCCUGGAUGCAGCAGGGCCAGUGCCAUUCCCACGUGCAGAACAUCAUCUGGUCCUCUCUCAUGUACCUCAGCUACUUUGUGCUCUUCUGCCAUUUCUUCUUUGAGGCCUAUAUUGGCAAAACCAGAAAAGAAAGGAAGGUUGACUAGUGGUAGAAAUGAGAAGCCAUAGCUCAGGGUCAUCAAGAAAAACAAAAUCACAAGAAAAGAAAAUGGCACAAGGAAUCACAUAUAUGUAUGGUGCAGCUAAAACUUGGCAGCUUAGGGAAAGUUAGCUUGGUUUAACCCAGUAAGUUUAUGAUCCUAUCAUGGUGAGGACUCACUGAAUUCUACUCUAUCUCAAAGGACUGCUGAUGAAAGACAACUUCCUUCUUGUACCUGUCUGCUCAAGAAAAGAAAGGAGAAAAGAAAGAAGAGAAAAAAGGAAAGAAAAGAAAAGAGAAGAAAAGAGAAAAGGAGUAAUGGUGAUGGGAGAAAAAACCUCAAGUAUAUUAAACAAGCAGUAUGUUUCCCUGUGCUGGAGGAGAGACUUUAUUUAAAAAAGCAAACAAACAAACAAAAGUUUCCAAAUCCUUUCUAAUAAAUUUUCAGCAUUAAACUUGAACAAAGCAAAGCAGAGAGGUGACCAAAAAAAUUACAAAUCGAAUCCAUCUGUGAUAACAAGAAGAUUGCCAAAUUAAAAUCUUUUCCACAGAGGGUUGAUACCUUUAGCCAAAAUGAAACCCAAAAGGAAAUUUCCUGCGUGGAAAAGUGGCUGCACUCCACACUGUGGUCACGAGUGGAAAAGAGAUUGAUUUCUCUGCUAUGUACUCUGGGAUGCAGAGUUGCCUCCCUCAGCAUGUGAAAAGGAGCAGUACUUUUACAAGAGUUUAACGUGCAAAGGUGCACUGUUGCAAUACAUAUAUCAGAGAGUGCAUUUUCCAAGUGCACUUUCCAGUGGAAGGCAAGGGAUUUCUGCAGCAGGAUAAGUCAUAGAGGGUUAAAUCAAUCAACAUUUGCUAAAUUACCCGGGGCUAAUAGCAGAGGGAUGUUCAGGAAGGAGAGGGAGACAACCCCCCUCAUGUGAUUUUUAGGAAUCGCCUGCUAAUCUCAGUUUAACCCACUGAAUUAAAAUGGGGGAAACAAAUGGGGGAAAUGGGAAGGAAACCUGCUUAGCAGGAAGAGAGUGAUGUAUCUGCCCACUGUUCCCAGAACAGAGCCCUGUGCUACAAUACAGAUUUUGGGUUUCUGGGGACACAGGGAUGCCUGCCUGGGUGGCAAAGAAGUGGCAGGACUAGGUGACAUUGGGUAACACUGUGCUUCUGCAUCUGCCUCCUGGGCAGUGCAGAGAUGUUCAAAGUGCCCUCCUCUGGUCAUGUGGAGAUACUACUACAAAACAUACUGGGAAUAGGUUUUUCUUGAGAUUCGUCUAGGGGAAAAAAAAAAA
Dryobates pubescens (Downy woodpecker) is the source of this 2289-nucleotide messenger RNA. RefSeq names its product ELOVL fatty acid elongase 6 (gene ELOVL6). Gene Ontology annotation, biological process: very long-chain fatty acid biosynthetic process; sphingolipid biosynthetic process; fatty acid elongation, saturated fatty acid. The transcript has 4 exons. The record is from RefSeq and is a predicted model, not a curated record. NCBI's taxonomy places the organism in Eukaryota, Metazoa, Chordata, Aves, Piciformes, Picidae. Gene Ontology annotation, molecular function: fatty acid elongase activity. Gene Ontology annotation, cellular component: endoplasmic reticulum membrane; endoplasmic reticulum. The coding region runs from base 216 to 1013 and encodes 265 amino acids.